This is a messenger RNA of Daldinia loculata, 1590 nucleotides long. RefSeq lists its product as uncharacterized. The coding region runs from base 1 to 1590 and encodes 529 amino acids. The transcript has 2 exons. Lineage: Eukaryota; Fungi; Ascomycota; Sordariomycetes; Xylariales; Hypoxylaceae. The record is from RefSeq and is a predicted model, not a curated record.
AUGAGUUCCGGUACCACCGAGUCAAUAGUCCCUAACGGGACUGAACGAGAGGCGCUUCGCCAGAGGUUCGAAAAGGGAACCAUACCCUCUGGCGGACGCAGAACAUAUUACGACUGGUAUAGCACACCUUACGCUGCUAAUAUCCCACCGAACCGAGGAUACGCACCCCCCGGGCCACCUCCACCAUACGCUCCGCCUCCGUACCCCUAUCAGUCGAACUAUACUCAAACGGCACCACCGGCUAGACCGUACUACCCUAACGUCAGCUCGAGCCAACAACCUUACCCGGGUCCGUCCCCAGGAUACCACAAUACGAGAUCUUUUUCAACUUGGCCUCAACAGGCAGUACCUCCCAGGGCACCAAAUGCCCCCCCUGUUCCUCCUUUUCGAUCUCCCAGGAUAGCAAUGAACGCCCAACACUCUGGGUCCGCAGACCCUAACCCAUUUAUGUAUCUCGAGCACCAUGCCUCCGGAAGUCCAUUCGCUAACUAUCCCGCGGCGCCAAGGACCAGCCACCAACAAAUCCAACCAAUGGCCCCGGUGAACCUAGAUGUGCGACCAGAGACAAUGUCAUUCUGGACAGAACAAGAGCUCUACCAGUGGAUGGCCAACAUAUUCAGGCCACUUGUAGGCAUUGUAGGACGCAUCGUCCGGGAACAGCUGUACCUGCAAGAGCAGCCAAAGGUCAAAUUCGACAUGUACCCAGUACGAGCCGACGAUGUCACCGGUGUGCCUAUGAUGGUACCACAAUCCAUGUCGCGCGCCCCCAUGUUCCAAAUCACGCUCCCGGCUCCCGGAGGCACCAGGGCUGACCUCAAGAAGGUGCGGGACGCUCUAAUCGACGAGUUCGCGACACACCCCAACGCCUGGCACCGACAGGCCGGGUUCGUGUUCCGGAUUCCGCGGCAGCUUCGAGUAGGAGCGUCCGCCGCUGCGAGGAGGUCCUGGGUUCCGCCGUCGUGUGUCUAUAGAUACUCGCGCACCGCGCGGCGCUACGUAGCGCAGUAUCUCACGCCGAUCCUAGAGGAUCUUCGGGAGCUCGAUGCGGCUUUUGUUCACGGCGAUGAUAGCGACGAUGAUCAGGACGCGCUGGUGAAUGAGAUGUGGAGGGAUGUGCGGAGCCGGAGCUACUUUGCGUGCUACCAAGAUCCUAACCCUUCUCCCCUGAAGGCCUGCGAGGUGCAGCAGGACUACGAGUCGGGGUUAGCUUCGGGAUCAUGCGACGUUGUAGAGACACAUGGACGGAGUAACUUCAAAGUUCCUCGUCUUUGCUCACCUUGUCAUGACAAGAAGACUAGCCUUGAUAGCCGGCUGAGCAGGGCAAAGUCACUGAUAGCGGGCCUAAAGAAGCAGUUAAGUGAAAGUUACGGCCAGUGUGUAUUGCAUAUGGACGAGGCUGGCUUAGAAUCCGAGAAAAAGGAGGAGGCUACGCUGGUGGUAUUGAAGGAGGCGACCACCGUGGAGUCGGAUAGUGUUGGCGAUGAUCCUGAUGAGACAAUGGAGAAAGUCGACCCUGUCGAGGAGUUCCUAAGGAAGAAGAAACAGGAGAGUUACGCUCAUCUCAUGAUGAUCUCGGAUUAUAGUAAUUAG